AUGCACCUUUCCUUCGGGUAUGUAGUUUUAGUGUGUCUUGGAGGAUCUGUCCAAUGUCAGACGACACCAGCUGAUGUUAACAAGCUAAGGACGGAUCUGUUUGCUGAUUACGACCCUUCUGUUCGUCCAGUGACUGACCAGAAUGACGCCAUCACCCUCGAUGUGAGUUUUUUCCUCUCCACUGUGAACGAAGUAGAUGAGGUGGACGAGAAGAUGGUCACUACAGGUUACAUCAGUCUGAGUUGGUAUGACGAACUCCUGACGUGGACUCCAGACAGGAAUAAUGGCAUUAAGGAAAUUCAUGUCAUUCAGAACGAAAUCUGGAAACCAGACUUGGUGCUGAAAAAUGGUUUUAAGAAGUUCGAAGAAAUGGGGGCAAAUUUCCACAUGCUUCGUAUAACUAAUGAAGGCCAAGUCAACUGGUACCCGUUCGAGGUGCUGGAAACCCGUUGUUCCAUGGACAUCACAUAUUAUCCCUAUGAUGAGCAAAGUUGUGAUAUAACGUUCAUCGUAUGGAGUUACUUCGAUUCAGAAGUUAGCAUAAGAAAAUCUUCCAAAGGGAUAGAUAAUUAUGAAUUCCAGGAAAACAGUGUUUGGACGGUAGUAUCAACCAAAGCUGAAGUAAUUCAAUCUACCUAUGAAUCAAGAAUAACGUUUACUAUUUAUUUGAAACGAAAACCUCAAUAUUUUGUCAUGAAUAUGAUUGUCCCUAUCAUCUGCUUGGGAAUUUUAAACAUUCUUGUUUUUGUAAUUCCUGUUGAUGCAGGAGAGAAGAUGUCGUAUUCUAUUACAGUCUUUUUGUCGUUUGCGGUAUUCCUGACAAUUAUCAGCGCUGAACUUCCAACAAAUUCUGAGAGUACGUCCACUCUGAGUUUCUAUGUUAUUCUUCAGAUGGUAAUCGGCGAGUUAGUACUUGUCAUAUCGGGGCUUCAGUUGCGUCUCCAUCACAGAAAAAGCGACCACGGUAUAUCGAAAUUCUUUGUGAGGAUAGUGAAGAUCGGACAGUGCUUGAGAUGCGUUAAAACACGUUGUACUCGCAGAGGAAAGGACAUUACCGUUGUGGAGAAAAUUGACGAAAAUGAAGAGAAACAGUCAGCGGACGCUGACGUAGAAUGGGGCGACGUGACGUCAGCUAUUGACUUUUUAUGCUUUUGGAUAUUUUUGCUCGUUAACGUCGGCGUAACGUUGUUUCUAUUUCUCUAUAUUUCUGGUUAAUUUAUGGAAACUUUGGUAAUCGACAAGAUUUUUUCCCAGAAGUGUUAGGAACAGGUCAGAGUUCAAUUGCCCGAUACCAUCAUCCAGGUCUUCGGGCCACCAAUCUUUAAAAAUCUUACCUUAAAUCUCAUGAUUUCCAACCUACCUACGAUUUUGUCAUAAUGAUACUUGUCUUAAACCAGAUUGAGAAAUAGGAAGUUAACGUCUGAGCACAACUGCGCAGGAUGUUAUAACUGUGUAGAUACUGGCCCAAUACUUUUUCAUUGGUCCAAACAUAUCAUAUAUUUAUUACUUAAAUCUAUCCAGUUGAAAAAUUUCACGUCAGCUAAAUUUUGAAAGGGCUUUGGAAAGGACUAUAUUUUGUGGCGGAAGAAUUGCUUGAUCAAAUAGUCCUAAAUGUGCACGAUUUUACAGUUUAUGUUUUAUCCAAUAUAUCGUCAAUAUCCAAAUAUACUCCUGGACGUGUGUUUCAAUUUUGUAUUUAUGAUAUAUGUAGUAGAGGCCUGGAACUAAUUCAAAUCAUUUGGUUUAAGUAAUUCCACCCUCCUGUGAUGUCAUCAGAUUUUGCAAAAUGAAUGAUUUAUUUAGAUUGAUGCAUGAUAGGAACAUAAAUGUUGUUAGAGUCUUUUCUGAUAGUUAAUUGUAAAAAAUAUCUUGUUAAAAGUAAACUACUUUAAAAGUCUAAGUUAUCUAUAGAUGAAUAAUCAACGAUAAGUUUUAAAAUACUGCACCCAAGGGUAAUAACUCUGUUUUUAUUAAUUUCUUUAAUAAGUCUAUUACGCGAUAUAUUUCCUUUAUUUUUUUUUUACAGACAUUUUGUAUAUUUUUGUGAAGAGUUUCAUGAAAUUGUUAUGAAUGCUAUUAUAUCGUCAUAACCAGUUGUGUGUGGGGGUUUUUUUUUGGGGGG
Ostrea edulis (European flat oyster) is the source of this 2122-nucleotide messenger RNA. RefSeq names its product acetylcholine receptor subunit beta-like. The record is from RefSeq and is a predicted model, not a curated record. Gene Ontology annotation, cellular component: membrane; synapse; neuron projection. The transcript has 2 exons. The coding region runs from base 1 to 1215 and encodes 404 amino acids. Gene Ontology annotation, molecular function: extracellular ligand-gated monoatomic ion channel activity; neurotransmitter receptor activity; transmembrane signaling receptor activity. Gene Ontology annotation, biological process: monoatomic ion transmembrane transport; signal transduction; regulation of membrane potential. Lineage: Eukaryota; Metazoa; Mollusca; Bivalvia; Ostreida; Ostreidae.